Linum trigynum is the source of this 5130-nucleotide messenger RNA. NCBI's taxonomy places the organism in Eukaryota, Viridiplantae, Streptophyta, Magnoliopsida, Malpighiales, Linaceae. The record is from the annotation of a GenBank genome assembly.
AGGACGUGCGUUGAGACCUUGCUAAGGGCCUAACUCGCCUAGGCGUUGGAUGAACAAUAGCUAUUCGCACUGCAUGAUGAAUGAAAUAAUAAUUUAUAAUGCUUUCUCACUUAAGUUAAAAUGAUUAAUAACUUACGUAACACUUAACGUUAGAAAGAUAGCUAAACAAAUCAUAGACUCGUAGCCCAAUAGCUCACAAGUUCUUGAGCAAUUGGAAAUAUUGAUAUAAAAAAUUGGUCUCGUAGUUGAGGUUAGUUUUCUCCUUUAAUAUCGACUUCCUAACUCCUAAUUGUUUUUAUGAAAGACUUAGGCGUCAUCUUACUUCAUUGACGUGUUGCAGUACCUAACUAGGCGGGAAACUCCUAGGCGAGGCAUUUUGUCGUUGCCUAACCCCUAUACGUGCCUAAGCGUAACAUUAAGCGCGUCCUUUUGAACAAUGCACAAACCUUUUCACCAAUUCCACCUUCCGUCAGACAUCACCAACACUAUCGAAUGAGUCCCCCAACAUCGUUGACAAGCUGAUUCUCAUCGACGAGCCCUCAAAGCCACAAGCGACCUGCAAAAGCCCCACAAGAGAAGAAAAAGAACGAAAAAUUGACCCAGAAAAAUCAGAUGAAGACUGACAAGAUCCAGAAUGAUGUGCCUUAUUGUCCAUAAGUUGCAUACAGACCACUGCUCGAUGAGAACGUCUUUGCAUCUCCUAAUCACCAACUCGAUGGAUGAAACAAAGAUAUAGAUGAGAGAUCUACCAACACUAAAGCAAGCCAGAAAAGAUGAUUCUGAGGCCCGUCAAAAUGAUUUAUGAAAAUAUGAUAAACAGAAACACGUCAAAGAAAUAAUUAUGCGCGCUCCAUAAUUACAAAUAUCUAUCUCCAAUGUCACCGUUACGAAUUCUUGGCUCUAAACCACAGCCUUAUUGACAUUGGAUGUCGCGGGAGGGACAAUAAUUUCUUUAUGUUAGUGUUAGGAACCGAGAUAUUAUUUUACUUUAACGUAAAAAUGAUAGGAAUCUGAGGAUGAAUGCAGUAGAAAAAUAGGUACUAAACCGACAACUACUGAUGUAAUCUUACAUGAUGUCAGCAAAACGUGAGCUACAAACCAGAAAGUAAAGAAGUCCAGAGAGCAAAACCAGUCCAUAGAAACAACUUCUACGAACAAACUAACCGCAUUCCAAUCGAUAGGGGAGAGAUUUGAUUGAGAAACCUUCAAAACCCUACUUUCCCCCAUUUCUCUUCGCGCUCUUAAUCUUCACGUUGCUGAAUCCCUAGAUCAAAUGGCGGAAGAGCCAGCAUCCCCGUCGCCGGCGGCUCCGCCGCUGGGCUCGUCGGUGAUUCCCGUGGUGAACAAGCUCCAGGACAUAUUUGCCCAGCUCGGGAGCCAGUCCUCGAUCGAGCUGCCGCAGGUGGCGGUGGUCGGCAGCCAGAGCAGCGGCAAGUCGAGCGUGCUCGAGGCGCUGGUGGGGAGGGAUUUCCUGCCUCGCGGGAACGAAAUCUGCACGCGCCGGCCGCUGGUUCUGCAGCUGGUGCAGACGAAGAGGAAGGGCGACGGGAUCGAGGAAGAGUGGGGGGAGUUCCUCCAUCGGCCUGACAAGCGGUUCUACGACUUCUCCGAGAUCCGGAGUGAAAUCGAGGCUGUAACAGCUAGAGAAGCGGGAGAGAACAAAGGUGUCUCGGACAAGCAGAUCCGUUUGAAGAUUUUCUCUCCUAACGUUCUUGAUAUCACACUUGUUGAUCUUCCUGGUAUUACAAAAGUUCCUGUCGGUGACCAGCCCACUGAUAUUGAAUCGAGAAUCAGAACAAUGAUCAUGUCAUACAUAAAAAAGCCAAGCUGUCUUAUACUCGCUGUUACUGCUGCAAAUGCGGACUUGGCAAACUCGGAUGCUCUUCAAGUUGCAGGAGUUGCUGAUCCUGAUGGUUACAGGACCAUAGGUAUAAUAACAAAGUUGGAUAUCAUGGAUAGAGGUACUGAUGCCCGCAAUUUAUUACUCGGAAAAGUGAUUCCCCUGCGACUUGGUUAUGUAGGCGUUGUGAAUCGUAGGCAAGAGGACAUUAAUCUCAACCGAAGUAUUAAGGAUGCAUUAGCAGCAGAAGAGAAGUUUUUUCGCAGCCAUCCAGUUUACAGCACUGUAGCUGAUCGUUGUGGCGUUCCUCAGCUUGCAAAGAAAUUGAACAAUAUCUUAGUGCAGCAUAUUAAAGCAAUACUUCCUGGGUUGAAGUCUCGCAUUAGUGAUGCUCUUGUGAGUGUCGCAAAGGAACAUGCAAGCUAUGGAGAAAUCACUGAAUCUAAGGCUGGUCAAGGGGCUCUCGUGUUGAACAUAAUCUCAAAAUACUAUGAAGCUUUUGCUUCGAUGCUAGAAGGAAGAAAUGAAGAAUUGUCAACUUCCCAGCUCUCAGGCGUAGCAUUUAUUGAAUAUGUUUUCCAGUCAAUUUUUGUCCGAACUUUAGAGGAGGUUGAUCCUUGUGAGGAUUUGACAGAUGAUGACAUUCGUAUUGCCAUUCAAAAUGCUUGUGGUCCCAAAUCGUCAAUAUUUGUAGCAGUUGUGCCAUUUGAACUUCUUGUACGUCGGCAAAUUGCUCGUUUGCUGGAUCCGAGCCUUGAAUGUGCCAGGUUCAUAUAUGACGAGUUAAUAAAGAUUAGCCAUCGGUGUCUAGUGGUGGUAGAUGAACUACACCGGUUUCCUGUUCUAAGAAAACGCAUGGAUGAAGUUGUUGGGAACUUUUUACGUGAUGGUCUUGAACCUUCGGAGACCAUGAUCGGUCAUCUUAUAGAAACAGAGAUGGACUACAUAAACACGUCCCACCCAAGUUUUAUUGGAGGGACUAAGGCUGUGGAAGUUGCCGCACAACAAUUGAAGACUUCGAGACUGAGCAUCCCUGCCUCGAGGCAAAAGGACGGUGUAGAAGGUGAUAAAGCACCAGCAUCUGAAAGGACCCUAAAAUCUCGUGCUAUUAUUGGCAAGCCUGUUAAUGGAGUUAUGCCUGAUCAGGGGGUACGCCAGGUAGCAGAUGCUGAGAAGGUUGGGCCCUCUGGGAACCAUAGUGGAUCUUCUUGGGGCAUUUCAUCAAUUUUUGGCGGAAGUGAUAGUUCCCUUAGUCUUUCCAAGGACAGUUCAACAAGCAAAGCACAUGUUGAGCCUACUCACGGAAAUGACUAUUUGGACAAGAGUAGCAGCUCUGUUAUCCGAUUAAAAGAGCCUCCAACAAUCUUGAGACCUACAGAAGGCCUUUCUGAGCAGGAGUCUAUUGAAAUUACAGCCAUUAAGUUGCUAUUGCGAUCAUACUAUGAUAUUGUUCGGAGGAACAUUUCAGAUUUAGUGCCGAAAACCGUCAUGCACUUUCUUGUUCAGCAUGCGAAACGUGAGUUGCACAACAUUCUGAUUAAAAAGCUUUACAGAGAGAAUCUCUUUGAAGAGGUGCUACAAGAGCCCGACGAGAUCGCACAGAAGCGAAAGCGGACGAGAGAAACACUCAAAGUCCUCCAACAAGCUUUCCGGACACUGGAAGAACUGCCAUUGGAAGCUGAGUCACUCGAAAGGGGACACAGCACGGUUGCUGAUACAAUUGGUUUGCCUAGAGUUCGAACAACCACGAGCUCGAACGGGUAUCACUCUUCUCCGAGUAAUCCAAGGUCGAGGAAGUCCUCCCACUCCGGCGAGCUACUGCAAUCACAUUCUUCCACCGGUGUUGAUUCGAAUGGUAGCAGCGGCAGGGGUGUUUACAUGCAAGGUCUCUAUCCUUCCGUCGAUUGAUUCGAUAAAACAACGAUUGAUAGAUUGCUUCUUUAGAGGUAUUAGUGAUACUGAUAUCUUUCAGGAACCGAAGGAUUGUCUUAGAAGUAGAAUACAUGUUUUGAUGAUAAUUUAUACUUUGCCAGUGUGGUGGUGGGCAGGAUUCGGUUGCCAAGCGCAAGUGGUCUUUUUUUUUCCUUUGUGUAGAAAAGAGAUGCUCUUGGGAAUAAGUUGUUGCCUUGUUGUUGGUGGUUUUCCAUUGUCAGCCAGCAAGAUAGAGAGGGGUAUUUGUGUAAAUUAAUUAUGGUUCUGAGAUUUGUUUGUCGAAUUCCCAUAAGGAAUAGGUGACGUGAUCGGGGGGUUAUCGGAGACACAAAUUGUAGUUUCCACUGUAUUGUUAUCGACAUUGAUGCUUUAAUUUGGCAGGGCUUUGAUCUUGUCUAGGGUAUUCUAUUUUCAUGGUGAGACAAGUAGGCCUUUCACUCCUGAAUUUUGUAGGAAUCACAGCCUCUAAUUUAUAACGAUGGGUUUCGAUCUCGAAUUGAUCCAUCACAAUUGUGAUUAAUUAUCUAUUUGCGUUCUUCUGGAUGAUAGCGGAGAUGAGUGCAAAUGAUUUGUAUGUUAAACUCGAGAAACGAUUCUUCAACUAGUCAUUGUGUAUAUUGAUUAACAUUUAUAAUAAAUUAUCGUAAAUUUGUAAUAUUUUAGUAAUUUAUGUGUUUCUCGCUUUGUCUUCCAUGGAUCCUACUAGUACUCAUACGUGCAAUGUAUUUCAUUUCUUGUACCAACAUUUCAUUUGACCACUUUAAAUGAAGUAUUUACCGAUAGAGAAAAUUGACGAUUUUAUGAAUUUGAUACAAUUAAUUGUUUGCAAUUUGAAUUUCAAUAUUUUAUGGACAUUAUACGACUAACAAAUAAUAAUAAUAAUCAAAACUAUUCUUCGUGUUUUCCGGUUAUAGAAGUUGAAGAUCAGUGUGAGGUGCAUUUGAACAUAUCAUAUAACCCUCAACCCACUUUUUUUAGGAAAACCCUCAGCCCUUUGAUAGUAAUACAAACAAUCGAACAUUUUAGCCUAUAAUUUUUAGGUACUUGUUUGAUUUUGGUGAUUGUUUGGUUGUGAUAGUUACAGUGCAUGCAUUUUUCAUAAUGCAUCAUUUUUUUUUUUUUUUUGAAUUUUCUGCACAAACUAUACAUGCAUUGUUUGUUUGAUACGAUGGAAACUAUCACUCAAAAUGAGUGAUAGUAAUAUCUCAAGUUUUUGGUGAGAUUGUUUGUUUGAGAUUGUUGGCGUGUUUUCUACUUCCAACUAUGUCCCUACUUUUUGAUGUGUUUUGCUUUUUAUAUCAAUAACAAAGGGUAAAAAUGACAUUUCACCCAGAAAACAAUAUAUCUUAUUUAAAUAC